Molecule: messenger RNA, 2555 nt
Organism: Chelmon rostratus (copperband butterflyfish)
Lineage: Eukaryota; Metazoa; Chordata; Actinopteri; Chaetodontiformes; Chaetodontidae
Product: aspartate aminotransferase, mitochondrial-like
Exons: 10
Coding region: 59-1345 (428 amino acids)
Biological process (GO): biosynthetic process; L-aspartate catabolic process
Cellular component (GO): mitochondrion
Molecular function (GO): L-aspartate:2-oxoglutarate transaminase activity; pyridoxal phosphate binding
Source: RefSeq, a predicted model, not a curated record
CCUGCCCUUCACAUCCGUCCACAUCCUACAAGGCUCUCUUCCCAAGCGAAGCACUACGAUGGCCCUCCUCAAGUCCAACAAGGUGAUCUCCUGUCUGGGGAAUAUUUCUCCCUCCCUGGGAGUUCUUUCCACCCGUAACAGCUCAUGGUGGGGUGGAGUGCAGAUGGGUCCCCCCGAUCCCAUCCUGGGGGUGAGCGAGGCCUUCAAGCGGGAUUCUAACCCCAAGAAGAUGAACCUGGGAGUGGGAGCCUACAGGGAUGACCAGGGCAAGCCUUUCGUGCUCAGCUGUGUCCGCAAGGCAGAGGCUAUUAUUGCAGCCAAACAGCUGGAUAAGGAGUACCUUGCCAUUGGUGGUUUGGGAGAGUUUACCAAGUCCUGCGCCGAACUCGCACUUGGUGCUGAUAAUGAGGUCCUGAAGAGUGGAAGGAACAUCACUGUCCAGACCAUCUCAGGAACUGGAUCUCUGCGCAUUGGAGCCAACUUUUUGUCUCGAUUCCACGGAGGUCCACGUGAUGUGUACCUGCCCAAACCAUCCUGGGGAAACCACACACCCAUCUUCAGAGACGCUGGCAUGCAGCUCAAAGCAUACAGAUACUAUGACCCCUCCACCUGUGGUUUUGACUUUAAAGGAGCUCUCGAUGACAUCUCUAAAAUCCCAGAGCAGAGUGUGAUCAUGCUGCAUGCUUGUGCCCACAACCCCACUGGUGUGGACCCCAGGCCUGAGCAGUGGAAGGAGAUUUCUGACAUUGUGAAGAAAAGGAACCUGCUUGUGUUCUUCGACAUGGCCUAUCAGGGCUUCGCGAGUGGAGACAUCGACCGCGAUGCUUGGGCUGUGCGCUACUUCAUUGAGCAGGGCCACAACAUCCUGCUGUCCCAGUCCUUCGCCAAGAACAUGGGUCUCUAUGGUGAGCGUGUGGGAGGCUUCAGUGUGGUGUGCAACGACGCAGAUGAGGCAAAGAGGGUGGAGUCUCAACUUAAGAUCCUCAUCAGGCCCAUUUACUCCAACCCACCAAUGAAUGGUGCCAGAAUUGCAGCAACUAUUCUCAACUCCCCAGAUCUCCGCUCACUGUGGCUGGAGGAGGUCCACACUAUGGCUAACCGCAUCAUUAAGAUGAGAGAACAGCUGGUGGCUGGUCUGAAAAAGGAGGGCUCCACCCACAACUGGCAGCACGUCAUCGACCAGAUCGGGAUGUUCUGCUUCACAGGCCUCAAACCCGAACAGGUUGAGCGCCUGACUAAGGAGUUUUCAGUGUACAUGACCAAGGAUGGCAGAAUUUCCAUGGCAGGCGUGUCCUCUGGCAACGUGGGUUACCUGGCAAGCGCAAUCCAUGCGGUCACCAAGUAGAGUGGAUCCUGCUGGGAGAGCUAUGAAAUCAAAGCAGCAGUGUUAAAAAGGAGUUUAUGCAUCACUAAGUCUUUUUGUUGUUCUCCACUUUUUAGAAAAGAGCUCAAUAUUUACUUAGCCAUUUUCUUGAUUGGAUUUCAUCAUGAGUUCAGCUUGGAAUGAUUGCUGCUGUUAAAGGAAUUAGUUUCUGGUUACCUGUUUUAACAUCUCACUGACCUGGCUCCCCUGCCAAAUUGUAAAAGACAUGUUUGUUCCCACUACUGACAGAUCCUCUUAUUUAUUGUGUGGCAUCAACUGUUGGCUGUGCAUUCAUGUCCUAAAUGUGCUGUUUAUCUGCUGUGGACUCUUUCACUAUAAAACAUCAAGGAACCAACAUCGGGGUAAAGUUAGACUGUGCAUUAGUUUUAUGUUCCACUUGAGGUCUCUGUUGCUACAUGAAAGCUUGUAGAAAAUGUGAGUUAUUUAAUUUUUUUCUUUAUCUUAUUGGUGGAGUCCUAGCACUUUAUAAGCUGUAAAGCACUAUUUGAGUUUCAAGAAUAGGCUGCCACUCUUUUUAUUUCUCAAUCAGUUAAUCAAUUCACUGUUAGGCAAAGCUGUGGUUGUUCAUCUGAACUAAUCAAUCAUCCAGUUAUCUCCUCGUCAUCUCUGUUUGGAAUUUGCCUAUCUAUCUCUCUUGUAUUCAGUACUUCUUCUUUUUUUUUUCUUUUUUUUUUUAGUUUGGUGGCAGGCAGCAGUUUCUCAGUCAGUCCCUUUUAACCCCAGACACAAACAAGCACACAAGCCAAAAAGAGUUAAACUCAGUACGAAGAGGUGAUCAAAACUUUGAAUGAAUUCCACAGUGGAGGAUUUUUCUUCAUAUUGCACCAUAGCCCCAAAUCGAACAGCCCUUUAUCUUACUUUCUUUUCAUGGAGUCUUUGUAUUUCAUACAAAUGUCUGUCAAUAAAGAUAAGUGGAGUACAUGAUUGGGGUGAACACUGGACAGUUCAUGAAGAAAUAUGCACAAGCUACUUAUUCAUUCAGAUAUGAUGGUUCAGUGUAUGAAUUCUGUUUGAGACAGGGAGACACAAAUGGCAUUUAGAAAUGUGGGGUUUGUCCCCAGUCUGUUCAUACUUCUGAAACUUCUGGCAUGUCGCCUCCAUGUUUUGCAUUCUGUCAAAAAAUAACAGAUCAGUAGUCUGUACCUCAUUGAACAAACAAUAAAUGGUUAUA